AUGUCAUUAAAAGACGCAAUAGCUUUGGUUCGUGACGCAAAGAGACAGCAAGAGUCGAGUUUAUUUAGUCCAUAUAACCGCGAGACUGUGAAAGUUCUUACGUCCUCUCUUUCCACUAUCACAAACGUUAGCAAUGGUGCUACUACAAAUGAUCUCGAUUUUCCAAUGUCCACUUCCAUAAUACCGUCCGAUACCUCAACUCUCGAACCAACCCUUCUCAAUCCUCUCGUCUGCUCCCGCACUGCUCGCGCCCUUUCUAUUUAUCAUAAUAUCCGCCUUGCUACCAUAAAACGAGCCGUGCUAUCUGAAUCCAUUAGAGAACUUGAACACAAUUGCUCACCAUCUGAAGCCAAAUUUGCCAAAGAAUAUUAUCGAUUGGUCUCUGGAUUCAAACGAGGACAACUUGGCGGUCGUGGAUUGGGAGGAAGAUGGAGAGGAAAGAACGGAUGGAGAGACAGAUAUGAUGGUGUGUGUAUGAAAGUUAUCAGUGACAGAGAUUUGAUAGGCGUAGUGGCCAGACAUGGAGAGAUGAGUUUUGUACGGGGAGAUGCUGGCGUUUGGAAAGGUGAAUUGAUUGAAUGUAUCAAAGAAGUCAGGUGA
This is a messenger RNA of Paraglomus brasilianum, 600 nucleotides long. The record is from the annotation of a GenBank genome assembly. Lineage: Eukaryota; Fungi; Glomeromycota; Glomeromycetes; Paraglomerales; Paraglomeraceae.